AUGCAACAAAAACUAGCCGGUUUGAUGAAAAGGAAAUCAAAUGACCUUAUCAUGAAUUCUGGUGAGAAUGCUUAUCAAGUUCAGCUAGCAAGGGAGAAAAUAGAUCGCGUAAUGCCACUGGUUACUGAUGGCAAAGGGAGAAGAUAUAUGAGUGAAUUUUGGAGUCAACCAGAAUAUAUCAAAAGUGAUACCUCAGGUGAUCUGUGUACAACACUGACAAUGAAGGAAAGAGGGAUAUACAAACCAAUUGAAUUUAUCAAAUGUCCUAAAAUUAUCAGGAAAGAAAAAGGCCUGAACAGUGAUGAAUCAAAUGUACUAAAAGAUAUACAAGAAGAGAAUUCGUUCACUAUCAGAAGUCGGAAUACUUACCUUGCACAGAGAAAUCAAGAACUAUCUGAUUUAAUGAAUGAGGCAAUACCUUAUGAACCAUUGAUGGAUGAUUUAGCAAUUGUUGGCGAGAAAGUGUUGAAAAGUGAAAAGAAGGGUGAAUCUAUUGAUGUUCAAAUCACUGGUACUGACUUGAAAGAAAAUGUUUUGCAUGAAGUUGAGGAAACACUGGAGUCUGGAAAAUCAAAAGCUCAACAAGUAGAUUCUGAAAGAAAUGAACCAUUUAUCAAUGAACCAUCGUUAUAUAUAAAUGGUCAUCAUUUAAAAUGGGAUCCAGAUCCUGCAGGUCAACCCCAAGUGGGCAUGGACAUUCAUUUAACUUUCGAAAAUGAGAAUCCAAUGUUACAAACAGACUACAUAGAAUUAUUCAAUAAUGGAAAUGUUGUUGUAACAUAUGAAUGGACUCGUGUUCACCAGCAGAAUCAUUUUGAAUUGGCGAAUAAAGAUAAUAGAGUAUUUUAUUUCGAUUCAAAACCAGGUCUAGUGCAGCCAGGGGAGAUAGUCCACUUACCUGUUACACUUAAAUCUCCACACGAAGGAAUCCAUAAAGAGAUUUGGCGUUUUAACACAACACCAGUUCUCAAAGGAAUGUCCCCGGUUCGUGUACAUUUUCAUGCUAUUUGUGUUUGGCCAGAAUACCAUCAAUUUUGUUCUAUUCUGGCAAAAGAUAUAUUUAUUCAAUUGGAACAUGAAGCUAACUAUCGAAUGGUAUACCGUAUCUUGGAGAACUUAAUAAUGAAUAUACAACCUGAUGAACGCCCACCAAGUCCCAUCCCUGAACCAGAUACAGGCGAAGAGAUAUUUGCUUUAUCUAAUCCAACUUUAAACUAUAGACACAGUAUAAUUCAAAAAUUAAAACAACUAUACAAAGAACUUAAAGAAAGAGAAUGCAAAAUCCUCGGAAUCGACGUUGAAACCCUUUCACCAGGUACUGACAAUUGGAAAUAUUCUGUUUCGGAACUCAGAAAAAUGAUUUACAAAUAUCCACCUGAUAUGAGUAAAACCAAUUCUGCAGUUAAAAGAGAAGAAGAAUUCAACAGAUUUUUCCAAUCUGUUGACCAGUUGGCAUUCCCUGUAAAAAGAAGCUUCAUAAAUUCAUCUGUGGAACGCUACCGAAUUGGUUGUAUACUUUUGUCGCAAACAUUCACCCAUCUCUUUGAAUUGUGUGCCAAUCUUCGUGGAAACCAUGGACUCCCAGAACUUACUAGCGGUCCAGUAAAAUCUCAAAGAGGAACUAAAAAUGUAAAUCAAACAUAUGACAGAGCACCAAUGUCUGCAGUAAACCGAAAUCUCACACAAGCCAAACCAUCGGAUGAAGUUUCAAUGGAGAACGAUGAUAGAUUUCUACAAUCUGAUCAAUUAUUAUUACCAGAAGAGAGUCGAGAUACAAAUGAACUCAUGGAAUUUAUUAAAACUAUCCCAUCUAAUCCAGAUUCAUGGAAAUCCAAGGCAUGUUCAAUUGUAUACAUUACUUUGUGCCAACUUUUGGAUGACUUGUCUACUUGUUGGAAUGAAAUUUGA
Messenger RNA from Heterobilharzia americana, 1908 nucleotides. The record is from the annotation of a GenBank genome assembly. Lineage: Eukaryota; Metazoa; Platyhelminthes; Trematoda; Strigeidida; Schistosomatidae.